This is a messenger RNA of Amborella trichopoda, 3102 nucleotides long. Lineage: Eukaryota; Viridiplantae; Streptophyta; Magnoliopsida; Amborellales; Amborellaceae. The record is from RefSeq and is a predicted model, not a curated record.
CUGCAACUUCAUCUAGCGUUGGAGGUCCCAUUUCACCCAAUAGCAGUGAGCCGCUGGAAGCCAGGAAAGAGAGGACCGGAAACCGAAGAUUGCCACCACUGGCUUCGCAACCCAUUGAAUUUCGCUUUACAAUCUACUCUUCCUACCAUGAAGUCUACGUUUCCUACCAUGAAAGCACCGAAACAGACACACAGAUCCAAAACCAUAAUUUCUCCUCCCCCAAAUCCUAAUCUCGCACCUGCGACUGACACUCUCCCAAAAAGCCAACACGCUAACCCUAACUCUGUUUCUACCGUCUCCAUUAUCGCCCAGAAACUCCAACUCUCAGACCCCAAAACCCUGAUUUCACAACCUCAAAACCCUAAUCUGUCUCCUCCUUCUGCAACAUACACCUCAUCCAAAUGCCUCAACUCUCACCCACUCUCCACCAUUGUCAUUCUUGCUCAGAACCCCCAAUUCUCAGGGCUCAAAACCCUUCUGCGAUGCCUCCAAAGCAAUCGAAAGUUCAGCACCCCAGAAACCCGUAUCAUAGGCCUUAUUCAGAGCUGUGCGUCCUCAAAAAUGGUAAAAGAGGCCCUAGACCUCUUUUUUGCCAUGCCCCAUCUAAGGUGCCAACCCUCCACAACUUCUCUGAACGCUUUACUUUCGGUCUUGUGUGACACUGAUUCAUUCCAUUUGGUCCCUGAGCUUCUCAUAAAGACCUUGGAAAUGAACAUAAGGCUCGAUGCUUCAAGUUUCAGAAUACUUAUCGGUUCUCUCUGUCGAAUUGGAAAGUUGGGUUUUGCAAUUGAGCUCUUACGCCUCAUGCCUGACCAGGGGUGUUGGCCUGAUUCUGGUUUCUACGCUGAAAUCCUCUGCAAAUUGUGUGAAUUUGGGGAAUUUUCAGAAAUUUAUGGCUUUCUCGAUGAGAUGAAGGAUGCUGGUUUCUUUCCUGAUAAAAUUGCUUAUGCCAUUGUGAUUGAUUCUCUAGCAAAGGGUGGUAGGUUGAACGAAGCUCGAGCUAUUUUGAAUCGAAUGAAAUUGGAGGGUGCAAAGCCGGACACCAUUACGUACACUAGUAUGAUGGAUGGGUUCUAUAAAAUUGGGGAAUUUAAGCAAGCAGGCGAGGUCUUCGAUGAGAUGUUAGCAAUGGGGUUAGUCCCUGAUGUGUUCACUUACAGUGUAUAUAUCAAUGGGCUUUGUAGAGAGAGAAAACUGGAGGAAGCCAAGGAGGUACUCUGUGUCAUGAGAGAGAUGGGAUGUAGGCCUAAUGUGAUCACUUACAAUACAUUAAUCAGGACCUUUUGCAGUGAUGGUAAUCUUAGAAGAGCCGAUGAAUUGGUUGCAGAGAUGGGUUCUAAUGGGGUUUGUGGAAAUUCAGUCACUUAUAGGACCUUGAUUAAUGCUUAUUUGAGAGAAGGUAUGGUGGUUGAGGCCAAUGAAUUACUGGUUCAGAUGGUGGGUAAAGGGUUCUUUCCUCACUUUUCAACUUGGGAGGCUCUCUUAUCUUCUACUGUUUUUAAAUGGGAUAUUUUACAGGCCUUGAAUGCAUUGGAGGAAUUGAUAUCUCCAUUGUCACGCUAGAACAACCUAAAAAGUGUUUGUUUUUAAGACUAGUUCAGAUGUUGGGUCAAGGAUCCGAUCCUCAUUAACUACUUGGGUUGCUAUCUUAUCUUCCUCUUCGCUCGCUCUCUUUAAAUUGGAUAAAUUGGCCUCGAAUACAUGCUUCCGAUGCUUCACCAUAGAAUAGAUCGACCCAGUUCCCGUUCUUUUCCAGUGCACUCGUUUUGUGUCUCUAACACACAAGGAAGGAUGCGGUGGGAAGGAAGCAGCCCUAGACUCUGUCUAACCAAUUCUUUUGCUGGCAUCUUGCAUUUAGGCUGUCGGGGGCGGUGUUAAGCAAGGGCUUUCCAGCUCAGGGGCGAGACCCAGCCGUUCAAUUCGAAGAUCAAGGCAUCCUGGUUAUAGGCCGUUCUGUACUUUAUCCCAAGCAAUGGAGCUGUAAGUUUUGCCAUCCACAAGCAAGGGUAAUGCUUCAUUCCCGGACAGUCAAAGAAGUCACAAAAGAACCGGGCCACUGGCCUGAUUCGGUAAUUGAUAUCUCGAUUCUCGCACUAAAACACAUACAUAUCCCCUUUUGUUGGAAAUUAGAACACAUAUAUCUUGGAUGGGUUAUUGGUUCUGAUAUUUGAUGGGGCAUUCUUUCCUCUCUCUUUGGUUUUAUCUCCUUCUUUCUGUAAAUUUUGUAAUUUACAGACCUCAAGUGCAUUGGACAGGAAGAAUUAUUUAUCCAUUUUCAAACUAGAAAACAUAUAUAGGUCUUAUGGGCCUCAAGUGCAUUGGAGGAAUUAUUCAUGGGAUUGUAUACCAUAAGACCAGUCACUUUGUAUACGAGUUCACAAUCACCCUUGGCCAUUGGAUGUGAAAUCCGACAGCUUCAAUCAGCCCAUGAAGGUAGAAUUUAUCAGUUGAAGCUAUUAUGUGACAAAGAUUAUCCCGAGAAGCCUCCAAGUGUUAGAUUCCACUCGAGAAUCAACAUGACUUGUGUGAAUCAUGAAAUUGGAGUGGUAAGAAACCAGGUUUGGAUAUGCACAAUGUAAGCCCUUCACCCACGCAAGACACUCUCUCUCUCUCUCAAACUAGUGGUAGUGGUCCUAUCGAAUUUCCAUGUUGCACCCUCAAUAGUGGGCGCUUGGCCCUUUGUAACCAGUAAAAAAAUACAAACAUUUCUGACCAAAGAGAGAUUCCCAAUUAUGUUGCUGUUCAAGAGUUUUUUUUUUUUGUGUAAUUUAUCUUAUUAAAUAAUUUUAGCUCAACAAAUAAAAAAUUCGAUUUGGAUGCGUCCUCGUGAAAAUUCAUGCUAUCUAGUUGUUAGUUCGAUGCUAUCUAGUUGUUAGUUCAAUGUAGGAUUCAUGCUAUCUAGUUGUUAGUUCCUCCAAUGUAUUUGUGGCCUGUAAAGUAUCCAAUUCAUUAGGGUAGCCGUAGAGUACGGAAAUAACGCCUUAUCGAGCAUUCGAACCAGUAACUCAUGAUAGAUUCACAUGUAGUUUUAGUGCGAGAAUGGGGAUAUUGAUUCUUCCAACUCAUUUGAGGACUCUAAAGCAUCCAAUUCAAUGAGAUCUA